Messenger RNA from Cladocopium goreaui, 7266 nucleotides. Lineage: Eukaryota; Dinophyceae; Suessiales; Symbiodiniaceae. The record is from the annotation of a GenBank genome assembly.
AUGUUUGGAUGCGAUUGGGCAGAAUUGCGGUUCAAGCGCAUGAGGCCUGUUCUUGCCUCGGUGGCGUCGGGUAGUGUCACCGGUGCCCUGCUGACUCUUGCGAAGGAGAUCUCGAGCCCCAACUUCCUGUUGCCACCUGCUCCGACCACUGCUGAGGUCUGCUCUCUCCUUCCUCCACUCCCGCAGUCUUGGACUUUGGAUUGGACUUCCUUCUGCAUCGGCCUCCUUCUUGGCUGCCUCUUCCUUCCUCUUUUGGACUUGCUGCUUAUCCUGAGGUUGGCUUGGAUCAGGGCUCUGAGGAACACCAUACCCAAUAGUCUAGAAGAAAGAGCUGCUCAGACUGACCGUAGAGUUGCCACUGUGGAAGAGGGGGUGCGAGAAGAAGGCAACGGUGGUUUUGAUUUGAUCACAGAAGCUAGUUCUUCGGAAAGGACCAGCCCAGUUGCAAGAAACCAGACAGCUGCUUCAGCAGCGGACACUGAGGUUCUUGGCUCGGACAGCCGAGGACGCAGACUUUUAGCUGAGGAGAUUGGAAGGUUUCUGAGGAGAGCGGUUGAGGGUGAGCAUCGAGGCAGUUCAGGUAGGGACAGACUGAAGCUUCAGAAUCGGAUUUACGUGGUUGUGGCCGGCUUUGACGGCAUCCCUUUAGCCGAGCCUAGAGUGGAGAGCAGUUUUGCGGUUGUCCGAGGCAUUUGCAAGAGAGGGCCUGACUGCGGAAGCUCGAUUUUUGUGGGCUUUGCAACAAAGUGGGAGGCGAAGAUUGCUUUGGAGACGGGACAAAUGCCUGAGAUUCCGGGCGUGCCUGAGGAGGUUGCUCAGGCGCUCUUGGUCCAAGAGGACGGCAGUGCGGCAGAAGACUAUAAAGUGGUGAGUUUAAGCUUCACUUCUGAGGCUGGGGCUGAUAAGGUGAUCAACCUCAUUGCCAUCACGGUCAUUGACGACCGUCUUUUGGUGGCUGUUCCUGCGGGGGCUUGGCACAAGACAGGUGCUCGACGCCUUCUCCCUCGCAACGGCCUGACAAAGACCGUGAAGGUCGAAGUUUUGCCAGCUAGCACAGAGGAGCCAGAAGUUUGUCUGGCUGAGGCCCCUCUGAAACUAUGGGUGGGGCUUUUGGAUCGCAGCCUCUACGGAGGGUUGGAGGCAGGAGCCAGUCCGUUGGCAGAUGCCGACAUCACCGUCCUGUCAGCAGACGGGAGCGUGGAAUUGAUUCCAUACGGUCCGGGGUUGACGGAGGUGGCGGACCAACAUUUCCUGUUCCUGUCAGCUAUUUCAGGCGCAGCAGAAGAAGCGGAGGAUGCAGAGGACGUUGGCCCAGAGGGGGGAGAGCUCCCUUUGGGAGACAGGAUGAAGUAUAUAGAAGAUGCUAUAAGCCAGAUGCAGGCGAGUCUGGCCCGGCUGGCUCCUCAAGACCAGAGCCGUCGCACAAGAGAAGGAGUCAGAAAGGGACCAGAUGCUGCUCGCGGAGUUUUGCCCGCUGGCUCGAAGAAAGACAGCGGUUUGAAGCGAGAGCAUCUCCCUGGCUUGGAUCCUGCUGUGCUCACCUCGGCUCGAGAAGCUGGGAUUCCGGAGGAGCAGUUGAGGACUCUUUCAAAGUUGGUAGCGAAGUCUUCCACUAUGCAGGAUGCUCCUUCAAUGCCCAGAAAGCCCGCUCUGCGGAAGAACCCGCUCAGCGAAACAGAGGAGGAGGGACCAGAGGACGUAGAAAGCGAGGAGGAUGCGGCUUCAGAAGAAGAAGGAGCGGCGCCUAUAGAGAAGGCAGUUUUGCAGCUCACUCGGAUAGUGGGCGACCUAGCCAAGUCCAAAGACAAGAAAAGCCGAGAUGUCGAAGCUUUGCUGGAUGGUGUCGAUGGAGACGCCGCCGAUCCUUCGCACUCCAGCGGCGGCAAGUCGAAAGCAGCUGUGUACAAAAAGAUGAAGUCUUGCUUGCGGGACAACCCGAAGUAUCUGUAUGCCACGGUGAUGGAGCUGAUGGAGCAGGAUUUCCACGUGCUUCGCACGGCCCCCGGGAGUUCCAGCCAAGCAACGAGUUGGCGAGCUUGGAUAGAGCAUCGAAGAGUUCUGGACGCUCUGCAAGCUGGAGCUGUGGCGGAAGCUCAAGCUCGAGCGGCAUUGGGCAUCCUGGCGGCGGACCAAGCUGCUUUGGACAACGGCAGUUGGGUGAUGGCACAGGAGGCGCUCUUGGAGGAAGCUCCUCCCAUGUCCUCCUUCAAGGGAAAGGAGCGACCAGAGCAAUGGGAACAGACAGCCAGCAAGCUGAUGGACGAGAGAUGGCUGGAUGUUUUGAUGUGGAGAUUGAAGAACCGAGACUCCUACUUGGAAUCUCGCAAGAGGUUGGGGCCCAGCAGCAAGAAGGAGUGGCAUCCCGGGAACGACAAGGAGAAGGAGGCGGGCACAAAGACAAAGAAGCCAGGGGGAGGAAAAGGCGAUCGCAAAGGGAGCGGCGAGAAAGGGAGCCACGGCAAAGGGAGAGCGCCUGAAGGCACGGUGUGGCCCAUGCCCCUGCCUUUUCCUGAGUUGCACCUUCCGCGAGGGAACCGCAACCAGAAGGACGCCAACAGAAAGUUGGGUCUCAAUUUUACAGUUUUGGCUCUCAAUGCUUUGCGUUUUGAGGAGAAGAAAGCCAACGCCGUCAUGCCUGGCCUUGGCACAAAGUUGAAUAGCAGUCAGUGGCGAGUCGUCAAGCUGUUGACCUUCCACAUUGACACCUGGAAUGACUGCUCUCCAGUCGGCCCUGAGCAAAUGGGCCGAGCGGCUGCGAAAGUUGAAGCUGUGGAGGAAGUCUUGCAGAAGCUUUGGACUUUUGCUUCUUCGACUGAAGUUGGGCUCAGAAACUAUGGCAAGGGAUCAAAGUUUUGUUUUUCUGAAGACGAGGGUGGCAGAGAGAAAAGGAUUUUGGGUGCCUCUUUUAGAAGCAAGUGCGUGGGUAGCAUGCAGCACACUCAAGCUCCCCUUGCAAAGCAGGUGGAACCAGAGCGCCUCAAGUUUUGGAAGUCUCCAUCCUUUGAUCCCUCUCCUUUCCUCGAUGAUCACAACAGAGAAACCUUCCUUUUCCCUUUGGACUGCUCCGCUGUUGCAGAUGUGGCGGAGCACCCAGCGCCCAGAGUCAGAGUGCACAUCAGAAAGUGUAACGAAGUGAAGCUCCUUGAAACCCUGGAUGCCUGCGAAAGACUUCAACUCCUACCUGAGAAAGAUGUGAGGAUGGCUUACAGAAAUGGCAUGUUUAGCAUCCCUAAAGAUGCUGCGAAGGUUGCAAGAAUGUUUUCUGAGGAUAUACGAGAGUUUUACCAUGCCUUCUGCAUUAGCCCUCAGCGCCUGCGGCGCAACGCACUGGCAAUGGAUGUGCGGCCGCAGCAGGUGUCGCACCUGCGAUGCUUCCGGCCUUGGAUGUGGAAGUUUGAGAAGCUGGUGCCUUGUUUGGGCACUAUGGCCAUGGGCGACUGCCGCGCCGUUACCUAUGGUCAGACGGCUCACCUUAGCUGUCUGCUGAGGUCGCCCAAGCUUUCCCUCAGCGACUUCAUCACACUGAAGGGCAGACCUUCCAGGAAACCUUUUGUGGCAGGGCUGAUGAUAGAUGACUUUGUUUUGAUAGAGAAGCGGAGAAAGUCAGACCUGCACCGAAGUGAGGUUUCUCAGCAACCUUUGCAAAGCUCGCCACAACAUGCGAGCCUUCAGAGCAGUCCUUGCGAAGAGAUCAUACAAGAGGUCAGAGCUUUGUAUGACAAGGUGGGCCUCCCACGACACCCCGACAAAGCAGUCAGCAAUGCCGCUCAAGGCACGUUUUGGGGCAUGGACUUUGACGGUGAUGCGGGGGUCCUCCGACCUUGCUUGAAAAGGAGCGUGCCAGUGGGUUUCAUCAUCCUCGAGAUGCUGAAGCUGGGAAAGACCUCAGUAGGGCUUUUAGAAGUUCUCGCUGGAAGUUUGGUUUCGAUUUUUCAGUGUCGGAGAAGGUUUAUGUCAUGCUUGCAGUUUGUUUAUGAGGAACAAAGAGGACGGAAGCGCUCAGACAUUCUGACGAUCUCGAGCGCUCUGGAGACGGAGUUGUUGCAGUGUGUUGCUCUCCUUCCUCUUGCCUGCAUUGACAUGCGCCUGCGCCCUUCUCCUCUCCUUAUUGCCAGCGAUGCUUCUCCCUGGGCCACUGCAGCAGUUUCCACACACCUUUCUCAAGCCAGUGUUGAGGAGUUUCAGAAGUAUGGUUUACAGAAGGGCAUGUGGAACAGAUUGCUGAGCCCUGUAGGGGCCUACCUACGGGAAAAAGGGCUUCUGGAAGCACAGGAGGAGCUGCCGGAGAAACAAAGUUUUGACAUGCACCCGCUUUGGGAUGAGAUAGUCGAGACAAAAGUUUUCUCUCAGUUUGGAAAAGUGAGCAGUAGAAAAGGGCGUCAGCACAUCAACUUGGGCGAAGUCGAUGCCGCUUUAGAUGCGGAAGAGCUUCAGGGGAGAGAGGAUCCCGGGUCUUACUAUGUCCAUUUGCAGGACUCUCAAGUCUCCCUUGCAUGCUUGGUAAAGGGGAGAUCCUCAUCUGCAGCUAUCAACAAGAAGCUGAGGAAGUCGAUCCCCUCGCACGUAGCCAACAACAACCGUGCCUUUUACGGUUAUGUGCGAUCAAAGAAGAACCCUGCAGACGCUCCCACGCGAUCCAGAAAAGUGCCGAGUCCUACAAGAGAGCCAGCGCCUUGGCUGGCCAGAGCAGAGGAGGGUUUUUUUGAAGAUAUGGAAGUUUUUCUGAGACAGCAUGGAGUGGAUUUGUUUUCUUUGCGUGAACUUCCAAUGGAGGAGGACCUGAUGGCACCUUGUGAUGUGGAUGUUAGGUGCCUCUCACCUGGGUCUUCUUCUCCAUCCUUCGCCGUCCCCUUGCCUGAAGCGCACCCAAGAAAGGGUUUACCGGAGGAACUGAGAAAUCUGUUGAAGCAGUUUGAUGCGAGCCAGUUUGUCCUGUCGAAGGAAUUUUCAACUCUGGAGGAAGCCUUUGACGCGGGGCCUGGAAUUCUUGACCUCUUUGCUGGAAGCAGGGGUUUUUCAAAAGCUUGCGUCAGACAUGCUGCUACUUGGACUUUGACUUUUGACCUCGCUCACUCUGAGUCUGAAAAUCUCCUUUCCCCUUCCUUGCAAGAGCAGCUGCUGUUUUUGAUUAGGUCGGGCGCGUUUUUAGCCAUGGGAGCGGGGCCAGUUUGUGCUUCGUUCAGUCAAGCGGUGACUCCUGCAUGCCGGACGAGAGAACAUCCAGAAGGUGUUCCGUGGGCUUCAGAACUGCAGCAGUGCAAAAAUAGGAUGGGAAACGAGAUGCUGGACUUUGUUUUGCAGUGUGUCAAGGCCUGUUUGAGUGCAGACGUAGUCUUUUGGGUCGAAAACCCGUUCCUUUCUAGGUUGUGGCGACAGCAGGGCCACCUAAGCUGGGACGAAGUGCUGGCUGACGCCAGAGUGGGCGAUUUGGACCUGGAUUACUGCCGCUUUGGGACUCCAUGGCGAAAGAGGACGAAGUUUAGGACUUCGACCCAUCUGCGAGGACAGAGAUGCUUUUGUUUGGGAAACCAUGAGCAUGUAGCGUUACGUGGGCGGUGCAAAGAGAAGGGGCUGUCGUUUACAAAAUUGGCCGAGCCCUACCCCAGGGGCGUGUGUGAGUGCCUGGCAUGGGCAACUUUGGUUGACUGUGGUCUGCUGCCUGAGCGGAGAAAGGUUGAUGUCAGUUCCUGCGCCCGCUCUUUUUCGAGGCGCAUUGGAGAAGCUACAAACCCUGGUCCUGCAAGCUAUGCAGCUGGCCGUCCAAACAUAUGGCUGGGCGACGUGGAGCUGCUCGAGCCUGCUACGAUACUGCUUCGUAGCAAGAUUUGGCGGCAGUUUUCAUGCUGGUUUGAAAGAACUUUUGAUGGUGCAGCACCGGUGGACUGGCUCAAUGCUUCACCAGGCUUGUUUGUCCAGAGCCUAGUUGCUUACGGUCAUUUUUGUUUUUCUGACGGAGUUGCACUCCAUGUUUACCGUCAACUGCUUGCUCACGUGCAAAAGCUACACCCGCAGAUAAAGGUUUUCAUGACUCCAGCUUGGGAGACUGUUUCGAAGUGGGAGAUGCAAGAGCCCAGCAAACACAGACCUCCUAUGCCGGAACCAAUUAUGCUGGCAAUGGUGAGCCUUGCUUUGGCCUGGAAGUGGGAGCGUUGGUCUGCGAUCACUCUUGCCUGCUUUUACUCUGUUUCUCGCAUUGGGGAACUCCUGAAGGUCAGACGUCGUGAGAUCCUGACCCCUAGAGAUCUGCUGCACAACGAACCAGUGAUUUACAUCAGGUUUCUUGCUCCAAAGAGCCGCAGACGCGGCGCCAAAGUACAGUAUAGCACCAUAGAAGAAGGGGCUGCAGUCGCUUUUCUUUGCAAAGUGUGGGAUUGCCUGCACCCUGAUGACUUGCUGUACUCUGGCUCUCAGGGCGCGUACCGAAGCCGAUGGAAUGCGUUGCUGGCUCGUUUGCAGAUUUCUAGUCAGCAUCAGCUGACACCUGGUGGACUUAGAGGUGGGGGAGCUGUUUGCCUUCACCGUAGGGGCUUGGCUCUGACUGAGUUGAUGUGGAAGAUGAGACUGCAGCAUGCCCAGACUUUGGGGUAUUACCUCCAAGAAACAGCAGCGUUGUGGAUGGCAGAGCCAUCUGAUGAAUGGCAACGCGUUGCUGGCCGUGAAAGGCCUUACUACAGAUGCCAGAACAGCUCGUUGAGAAAAGAGCUGCGGGAGCACAAGAGUGCCAUUGCGCCUUUGGAGCGGAACAUCAAGCCUGAUGAGUUCAUCUCCUUCAAUGGUGGUGGACUUCAUGGAGCUUUCGAGAUUCCAAACUACAGGCGAGCUCCAUUCUGGAAGUACUUCUGGGCUCAACACUUUGUGACCCGACAACAUGUCUUCAAUGUCCAUCAUACUGGGUAUAUCGUGCUCUGUGUGUUUUUUUGGUGGACCGGUGCUUUUUCAACAGCUCCCAUGGAGCGAAGGGAGAAGUACUACAUGCACUCACCAAAGUUCCGACUUCAGACAGCAUAUGCGAAUCCAGGUACAAGGCCAGCCGCUAAGAUCGCCCAGGAGCAGGCGAAGGUGCGAUACUUUUACAGAGGGCACGACCAUGCCUUCACUCUCAAUGAGAUGAAAGAUUUCUACUUCAAGCUGCGUGAGAACUGGCUCAUUCAGCACUAUCCUGGCAUUCAGUAUCCGUUCGUCCAUCGUCAGAUGAUUCCAGAGAAAACUGCUGAUCCACUUAAGGUGCCUAUCUCGGAUCCCCUCCUUCCAGGGCACGGACAUUGA